Molecule: messenger RNA, 1951 nt
Organism: Oryza brachyantha (malo sina)
Lineage: Eukaryota; Viridiplantae; Streptophyta; Magnoliopsida; Poales; Poaceae
Exons: 3
Coding region: 18-1703 (561 amino acids)
Molecular function (GO): acetylglucosaminyltransferase activity
Source: RefSeq, a predicted model, not a curated record
AAGCUUAGCUCUCUCGCAUGCCACACCACGCCACGCCAUGCGUGCUAGCCUCUUUUAGCAACUGGAUCGAUCGGCCGAUCAAGCCUAGCCUGGCCAUCGCGCGAGGUCGCGGCAUGGGGGGAGGAGGAGGAGGAGGAGGAGGUGCCGGAGAGAAGCUGCCGGCCAAUGGCGCGCACGGCGGCAAGGCCUGCAGGUUCUCCUUCCUCUACGGCCUCCUCCUCUACGUCGUCCUGCCGGUGCUCUUCCUGUACAUGCUCGCCAUCGCCGCCUCCCCGUUCUACAACCCGCGGUGCUCGCCGGAGCAGAACGCCGCCAUGGCGCGUUUCGUGGUGGCCAUGCCCAACGCGUCGUCGUCGUCCGCGGUGAACAGGUCCUCUUCGUCCGCGCCCCCGCCGCCGGGUCCGCCGAUGCGGUCGGCGGAUGAGGCACCGACGGGGCUGCGGCACAUCGCGUUCGGCAUCGGCGCGUCGUCGGCGCUGUGGAAGAGCCGGAAGGAGUACAUCAAGCUAUGGUGGCGGCCGGGGCGGAUGCGCGGGUUCGUGUGGAUGGACAAGCCGGUGGAGGAGUUCUACUCCAAGAGCUCGCGCACGGGGCUCCCGCCGAUCAUGGUCAGCUCCGACACGUCCAAGUUCCCCUACACGCACGGCGCGGGAAGCCGGUCGGCGCUGCGGAUCUCCCGCAUUGUGUCCGAGACGUUCCGGCUCGGCCUCCCCGGCGUCCGGUGGUUCGUCAUGGGCGACGACGACACGGUGUUCCUCCCGGAGAACCUGGUGCACGUGCUCUCUCAGUACGACCACCGGCAGCCGUACUACAUCGGGUCGCCGUCGGAGAGCCACAUCCAGAACCUCAUCUUCUCGUACGGCAUGGCGUUCGGCGGCGGCGGCUUCGCCAUCAGCCGCGCGCUCGCCGAGGAGCUGGCCAAGAUGCAGGACGGGUGCCUCCACCGGUACCCGGCGCUGUACGGCAGCGACGACCGCAUCCACGCGUGCAUGUCGGAGCUCGGCGUGCCGCUCACCCGCCACCCGGGGUUCCACCAGUGCGACCUAUGGGGCGACGUGCUCGGCCUCCUCGGCGCGCACCCGGUGGCGCCGCUGGUGACGCUCCACCACCUCGACUUCCUGGAGCCGGUGUUCCCCACGACGCCGUCCCGCGCCGGCGCGCUGAGGAGGCUGUUCGACGGGCCGGUGCGGCUGGACUCCGCGGCGGUGGCGCAGCAGUCGGUGUGCUACGACCGGGACAACCACUGGACCGUGUCGGUGUCGUGGGGGUUCGCCGUGAUGGUGGUGCGCGGCGUGCUCUCGCCGCGGGAGAUGGAGACGCCGAUGCGCUCCUUCCUCAACUGGUACAAGCGCGCCGACUACACGGCCUACUCCUUCAACACUCGCCCCGUCGCGCGGCAGCCGUGCCAGAAGCCCCGCGUCUACUACCUCCGCGACUCCCGCAUGGACCGCCGCCGCAACGUCACCGUCACCGAGUACGACCGCCACCGCGGCAAGCAGCCCGACUGCCGGUGGCGCAUCCCCGACCCGGCCGACCUCGUCGACCACAUCGUCGUCCUCAAGAAGCCCGACCCGGACCUCUGGAAACGGUCGCCGCGGAGGAACUGCUGCAAGGUGGUGUCGUCGCCGAAGAAGGAGGGGAAAGACCGGACGAUGACCAUCGACGUCGGCGUGUGCAGAGAAGGCGACUUCGCCAAGGUUUAAUCUUAAUUAGCGGGAUGGAUUAAUUGAUUGAUUAGUCGAUUAGGAGAUGGGAAGAGGGCAUUAGCGGCGGCGGCAUGCAGCAGGAGAGAGAGAGAUGGAGGGGAGAUUAACGAGCCAGAGCUAAGCUAAGCUAAUCCACUGGGACCGAUUGAAUAGCUCAUUUAGUGUUAGAUCGCCACCUGAGGUGGCGAUGUGUUGUUUAAUUAGCACGGCGGUGUGUGUAUGCACGCACGCCGAGACUAUUUUGA